GUCAAUGUUGGUUUUACGUCGUGAGGCUCGUGUGCUAAGGUCAAUUGAAGGUCAGACCGCGAUACAUAUGUUGCAAAGUUGGUUAUGAGGCUGACAUAGGAUACUGACUGUUUGAUAAUAUUUUCAGUUGUUUUGAAAUUAUUAAGCAUCAACCCUAAAUCAGGUCUUCAUUACCUCGCAUGCUGCAAGUUGGACGGAUCUAUAUUUUGGAUAUAUGAAAAUGGCUGUUAAUUGUAAGACCGCUAGUCACGAACCGAGUACCGACGGAGAUAUCCAAUCCACUACAUCUCGAAAUGAUGACCAUGCUAAUCAGCCACGAGAUCCCCAUACAAUAGGGAAAAAAAUAAAUGAGUACCAGGCACUCAUGAGUUUAAUCAAGGGUAAUAUUGGCACUGGGAUACUUUCUAUGCCAGUUGUUCUGAGAUAUGCUGGUCUGUGGGUAAAUUUGUAUUUGUAUUUUUCUUAUUUUCAAGACUGGGUUUACUAUGAUUAUAGUAUCAGGGAUUUUGUCAACUUACUUAAUGCAUGUUCUUUUGAGAACUGCCAAUGCAGUUCAGCAAAGACAUAAUUGGGAUAGAUCAAAAAUGGAUUAUGCCGAGACCGCAUUUCUAGUGCUCAAAUAUGGUCCAGAAAGAUUAAGAAAGCCCAAAGGAAAGUUGAAACAUACGGUCAAUGGAUUUUUGAUUUUGACACAAGUUGGGUCUUGUUGUGUUUACACCCUAUUUAUCACGGAAAAUAUUCGAUACUUUUUAAUGUCCUUCUUUCCACAUCUAACUCUCAAUGUGUAUCUAGUGGGAUUUAUUGUUUGUCUAAUACUAAUUCUAAUGAAUUUUAAAAGUAGUAUGCGUGUAGUCACCUAUUUAUCCGGUUUGGCUAAUAUAUGCACUGCAAUUGGUAUGAUAUUAAUAUUCAUCUAUUUAUUCACAUCUGGAUUACAUUCAAUAUAUGAAUUUCCGGUUAUUACCAAUUUCAAUGGUCUACUAAUUGCAUUUAGUAUUGUCAUGUUUUCAUUUGAAGGAAUUAGUCUGGUAUUACCUAUUCAAAGUAAAAUGAUUGAUCCUACUGGAUAUGGUUUACCAUUUGGUGUUUUAACUACUGGCAUGAUUAUUGUUAUCUGUAUGAAUGUAGCUGUUGGAUUUUAUGGGUUUUUAAAAUUUGGUGAAGAAUCUGAAGGAAGUAUCACGUUAAAUAUACCGCAAGUGCCUUAUUGGUUUGCUCCAGUUAAACCAUUGUUUAUCAUAGCAAUGUUUGUUAGUUAUUUAUUACAAUAUUAUGUACCAGCACAAAUAUUCAGUCGAUUAAUGGAGAAAUUAACGUGUCAUCAUGAAGCAUCGGGUCGUCGACGAUAUAUUAAUUUGAAAUUAAUGCGAAUUAGUCUGGUUAUAUUCUCAUAUGCAGCAGCUGUUUUAAUUCCUCGAUUAGAUUUAUUAUUAUCAUUGAUUGGAUCAUUGGCUGGAUCAACACUUGCUUUUAUAUUACCUGCUACUUUAGAAAUAAUUUUCUUAUGGCCUGAUCGUCAACAAAUCUCAUGGUUUUGGUUAACAGUAUUUACUAAACAUAUCAUCUUUAUAUCCAUUGGUCUUUUAAGUUGUUUCGGUGGUUUAAUUGCUACAAUUAUACAAAUUAUUGAAGCAUUCCACUCUAAAUAAUCCUAAUUAAAAUUGAUUAUGUAUGUAUUCUAUUGUAAAUCACCAACAUCUUAUACACACAAUCGUUGGUAUUGCCUCUGUUAAUCAAUUAGACAGAGCAUAAUAUUCAUUCUUUAAAUACUCAAUUAUAUCCGUCUAUUUUUUAUGCCUACACGAUAUCAGCUCAUUGUAUCAGUCAAUCACUGAUUCGGAUUACUUUCUUAAUUUCUAAUUUAUUAAACUAUUGAUCAUUUCAAUCAUAUUUUGUAUUUACCCCUCUUUUACAUAAUGUAAAUUUAAGUAGUAGUUUUUUCUCUUUCAAGACAACAUUCUUAAACCUGUUUCAACCGAUGAUAUUAGAACACAAUUGUUUUCUUUUCCAUUUACUAAAAUCUAAACUAAUUUUUGUAUUGAUGUAUAAAUUAUUUUAUUAUAUCAUAGAUAUAACAUUCAGGUAUGUGUUAUUCAAUCAGUUACUUUGAUUAAAGUAUAUUUUCGGAAUGGGU
Molecule: messenger RNA, 2134 nt
Organism: Schistosoma haematobium
Lineage: Eukaryota; Metazoa; Platyhelminthes; Trematoda; Strigeidida; Schistosomatidae
Exons: 9
Coding region: 486-1649 (387 amino acids)
Biological process (GO): amino acid transmembrane transport
Cellular component (GO): vacuolar membrane
Molecular function (GO): amino acid transmembrane transporter activity
Source: RefSeq, a predicted model, not a curated record